AUGGACCUCACCGACCCCGCCCACAACCUAGGCACCUUCCGCACACGCCCACGCACCAGCCGCUCCGGCGACCAAGAACUGCCCUGGAAACUGAUCAUCCCUGGCGGCGAAGACGACGCCCACGCCCACGCCCACGAGCAGCAACAGCACAAUACCUCAACCCCAACCUCAAACCCCAUCCUCAAACCCCCCAUCCAAGCCACCACAACCACCACCACCACUGGCUUCCACCCCGAAUCCACAGAAACAUGGUCCGCCCGCAUAACAGGGGAAGUCCUCCGCAGCAUCGGCAAGAACAGCAUCCUCGUUCCGCCGCGCCCACCACUCCAGCAUCAGCAGCAGCAGCAGCAGCAGCAGCAGCGCUCUAGAUCCGCGCCCGCACCCGAACAGGAAACAGAUUCGAUAUCGCCGAAAUCGAAGAGGUUAUCUCCGGUAGUGGGGCAUGAACAAGGGCAAGGACCAGGACAAGGGCAAGGGGUAACCACCUGGCGAACUUCGACGAUACCCCUCCUCACCCCCAGCCCCCACCCCCACAGUUCAAGCCCAGGCCCAGGCCUAAACCCAGGCCCAGGCCAAGGCCGGCCCCUCCUCCGCCGAGGAGGAUCUACUACGGACACGAACACGAACACGGACACCAUCGGGGGUGGUAGUGGUGAUGGUGGAGGUGGCAGGACCCCGUCCCCGCUCCUGCUCCCGCCACCUCCGCCGUGCACGAAAGUUGAUCUCCCGGCGUUACCGGGGUCGAGUGAGUCGCUGAUGCCGGGGAGGGGGCUGCAGGGGCUGCAGGAGCAACAACAUCCCAAGCCACCCAGCCCCUCGACGGAGGUGGCGAAGCCGGCCGAAACCCCGAGCGAGAGGGCCGGGAAGCACGAGGAUGACGAGGCCGAGAUCGUGAUGUUUAGUACGGCGUAUCCGGGGCAGCAGUGGAAGCCGGCCGGGUUUAUGGAGGCGUCGGGGUGGGGGUAUGAUUGA
Aspergillus fijiensis CBS 313.89 is the source of this 972-nucleotide messenger RNA. RefSeq lists its product as uncharacterized. The record is from RefSeq and is a predicted model, not a curated record. NCBI's taxonomy places the organism in Eukaryota, Fungi, Ascomycota, Eurotiomycetes, Eurotiales, Aspergillaceae. The coding region runs from base 1 to 972 and encodes 323 amino acids. The transcript has a single exon.